UUUACUUCCUGUAGAUAACCUUCCUCGGCUUUCACUAUUCCUGAGCCUGAGCUGCUCUGUGGAUUCCUGAGCGCGUUUCUCUGUCUGGAAUCUAAAACAUGUCAAAGGAACUUCUAAGAGUCAGAGGCCAGCUGGUGAAAAGUUGCAACAAAACAUUGAUAGAUGGCCUACUUGAUGACCUACUGGACGCUGAGUUUUUCAAGUCCUCAGAGGUGGAAUACAUCCGGGAGCAACAUGCAGUGUGCGGGGACAGAUGCCGUUCCAUGGUUGACAUGGUGAAAAAUAAGGGAGACCUUUGUUGCAACUUCCUGCUCCAAAAAUUGUCAGAGAGGGAUGCAUACCUCAGUGAUCACCUGAACAUAACAGUUUCAGGUCGUGCGGACAAAAAGACAACAGAACCACCCAACAAUUCAGAAAUCACUACAGUUACCUUAUGCUCAGAGGAAGAAAUACAGAGAAUUUUAAAUUUAGAAGGUUCUAAGAUGUAUCACAUGCUACCUCGUGGACAACGAAAGCGUCAGGCUUUGAUAAUCUGCAAUAUAAAAUUCAAAGCUGUGUCAGAACGCACAGGAGCUGAGCAUGAUUUGACCGGGAUGACCAAGCUGCUAGAGGUCUUUGGGUACCAAGUUACGUCUUUGGUAAAUCUCACAUCAGAGGAAAUGCUGAAGGCCAUGCAGAGAUUUGCAGAUCUGGAGGAACAUAAAUAUUCAGAUAGUACCUUUAUAGUUCUCAUGUCUCAUGGAGUGAGAGAUGGUGUUUGUGGAGUUAACAGUGAUCACAAACAACAAAAUGGACAGAUAACUGACCUUCUUAAGACCGAUGAUAUUUUUACGAUUUUCAACAAUGUGAACUGCCCGAAACUACGGGGAAAACCCAAGGUCAUCAUUAUCCAAGCUUGUCGUGGAGUGGAGAAAGGUUCCGUAUUGGCCAGUGACUCUACUCUAAAUCACCCCAGUGGCGAGUUUGAGAGUGAUGUAAUGGUACAGAAAGAAUCUGACUUUAUCUGCUUCUGCUCUUCAACCCCAGACACAGUAUCUUGGAGAAACAAAAAGACUGGUUCACUGUUCAUCACUAAACUGAUUGAAAUCAUCAAAAGCGAAGCUCACUGCUCUUCACUGGAGGACAUCUUCCGUGAUGUUCAGUUGCAUUUUAAGGACGACAUUCAAAUGCCUACACAGGAGAGGAAGACACUGUUGAAAAAAGUUUACUUGCUGCCAGGCUACUGAUUUACACAUUGAGCAAUGGGAUAACUCAGUCAACAUGUUAAAUUGUAUUCUUAAAUAAUGUUAGUACUAUUGAUGUUAUAGCUGAUUUGUGUUUUCACUUGUAUCCUUAUUAUGAUUUAAUGUGUUUUUUUACAUUUAUGGUGGGUUUACUUCAGAGUCAUUGAAUUGGCAAAUAAUUAGUCCAAAGACUUCCAAUGUAUAUUGGGUUAGAAAAGUCUACUUGAAAGUCUCUUGGUUUUUUUGUUUACUUGUGCCAUUACAGAAGGAAAUGUAACAUAA
Molecule: messenger RNA, 1505 nt
Organism: Spea bombifrons (plains spadefoot toad)
Lineage: Eukaryota; Metazoa; Chordata; Amphibia; Anura; Pelobatidae
Product: caspase-1-A-like
Exons: 9
Coding region: 99-1226 (375 amino acids)
Biological process (GO): proteolysis; regulation of apoptotic process
Molecular function (GO): cysteine-type endopeptidase activity
Source: RefSeq, a predicted model, not a curated record